Molecule: messenger RNA, 4754 nt
Organism: Gadus macrocephalus (Pacific cod)
Lineage: Eukaryota; Metazoa; Chordata; Actinopteri; Gadiformes; Gadidae
Gene: smc1a
Product: structural maintenance of chromosomes 1A
Exons: 26
Coding region: 271-3969 (1232 amino acids)
Biological process (GO): sister chromatid cohesion
Cellular component (GO): chromosome; nucleus; cohesin complex
Molecular function (GO): DNA binding; ATP binding; ATP hydrolysis activity
Source: RefSeq, a predicted model, not a curated record
UCUCGCGCGCACUGGUUCUCCUACUGGAUUCUAAAAUGGCGUAUUGUUGUCACAAACGUAGUGUUAUAUUUUUGUAAUGAGAUUUAAACAAUGUUCGGUAUAUGAUUCGAGUUAUGCAUUCAUCGUUUUUAUUUCAGUAAAAUAAUCAAUGCGUUUGCUUGCAGCAUCUCCUGAGACGGAUUCUACGGUUACCGUCGCAAGUUGGAUUUAACUACCAUUUAGCUAACACCACAAGACACUUUUCCCGCAUUAUCCGGAGAUAGUGCAAACAUGGGGCAGUUAAAAUUGAUAGAGAUUGAAAACUUUAAAUCUUAUAAAGGAAGACAAAUUAUUGGGCCCUUCCACAAGUUCACUGCCAUUAUUGGACCCAAUGGAUCAGGUAAAUCCAAUCUUAUGGAUGCCAUUAGCUUCGUCUUGGCAGAGAAGACAAGCAAUCUUCGUGUGAAAACAUUGAAAGACCUGAUCCAUGGAGCUCCGGUGGGGAAGCCAGCAGCCACCAGAGCCUUCGUCAGCAUGGUGUACCAGGAGGACAGUGGAGAGGAGCGCACCUUCACCAGAAUCAUCAUCGGUUCGUCCUCUGAGUACAGAAUCAACACUAAGGUUGUGAACCUGGCGGAGUACAGCGAGGAGCUAGAGAAACUGGGCAUCCUCAUCAAGGCUCGCAACUUCUUGGUUUUCCAGGGAGCGGUGGAGUCCAUCGCCAUGAAGAACCCCAAGGAGCGCACGGCUCUGUUUGAGGAGAUCUCCCGCUCCGGGGAUCUGGCCCAGGAGUACGACCGCAGGAAGAAAGAGAUGGUGAAAGCAGAGGAGGACACUCAGUUUAACUACCAUCGCAAGAAGAACAUCGCCGCAGAGCGCAAAGAGGCCAAACAGGAGAAAGAGGAGGCUGAGCGGUACCAGAGGCUGAAGGACGAGGUGGUGCGGGCCCACGUGCAGAUGCAGCUCUUCAAACUCUACCACAACGAGACGGAGAUCGAGAAGCUCAACAAGGAGCUGUCCCAUCGCAACAAGGAGAUCGACAAGGACCGCAAGAAGAUGGACCACGUGGAGGAAGAGCUGAAGGAGAAGAAGAAGGAGCUGGGCCGCCUGAUGCGGGAGCAGCAGACGGUGGAGAAGGAGAUCAAGGAGAAGGACUCGGAGCUCAACCAGAAGCGGCCCCAGUACAUCAAGGCCAAGGAGAACACCUCCCACAAGAUCAAGAAGCAGGAGGCGGCACGCAAGUCCCUGCAGAACGCCCAGAAGAUGUACAAGAAGCGCAAGGGGGACAUGGACGAGCUGGACAAGGAGAUGAAGGCCGUGGAGCUGACCAAGCAGGAGUUUGAGGAGCGCAUGGAGGAGGAGGCGCAGAGCCAGGGCCAGGACCUCACCCUGGAGGAGAACCAGGUCAAACAGUACCACCGCCUGAAGGAGGAGGCCAGCAAGCGGGCCGCCACCCUGGCCCAGGAGCUGGAGAAGUUCAACCGCGACCAAAAGGCCGACCAGGACCGUCUGGAUCUGGAGGAGAGGAAGAAAGUGGAGACAGAGGCCAAGAUAAAGCAGAAGAUCCGCGAAAUUGAGGAAAACCAGAAACGUAUUGAGAAGCUGGAGGACUAUAUCAACACCAGCAGACAGUCGCUGGAUGAGCAGAAGCGCAUGGAGGAGGAGCUGACGGAGGAGGUGGAGGGUGCCAAGAGGAGGAUCGACGAGAUCAACACAGAGCUGAACCAGGUCAUGGAGCAGCUGGGGGACGCUAGGAUCGACCGGCAGGAGAACAGCCGCCAGCAGCGCAAGGCUGAGAUCAUGGAGAGCAUCAAGAGGCUGUACCCUGGCUCCGUGUACGGCCGUCUGAUCGACCUAUGCCAGCCCACGCAGAAGAAGUACCAGAUCGCCGUCACCAAGGUGCUGGGGAAGAACAUGGACGCCAUCAUCGUGGACUCUGAGAAGACGGGGAGGGACUGCAUCCAGUACAUCAAGGAGCAGAGAGGGGAGCCCGAGACUUUCCUUCCCCUCGACUACCUGGAGGUGAAGCCCACCGACGAGAAGCUGAGGGAGCUCCGCGGGGCCAAGCUGGUGAUAGACGUCAUCCGCUACGAGCCCCCGCACAUCAAGAAGGCCCUGCAGUACGCCUGCGGCAACGCGCUGGUCUGCGACAACGUGGAGGACGCCCGCAGGAUCGCCUUCGGAGGGCCGUACCGACACAAGACGGUGGCGCUGGACGGCACCCUGUUCCAGAAGUCCGGUGUGAUCUCUGGAGGAGCCAGCGACCUGAAGGCCAAGGCCCGACGCUGGGACGAGAAGGCUGUGGACAAGCUCAAGGACAAGAAGGAGAAGCUCACAGAGGAGCUCAAGGAGCAAAUGAAGGCCAAGAGGAAGGAGGCAGAGCUGCGUCAGGUGCAGUCCCAGGCCCAUGGGCUGCAGAUGAGACUCAAGUACUCCCAGAGCGACCUGGAGCAGACCAAGACCCGCCACCUGUCCCUCAACAUGCAGGAGAAGUCCAAGCUGGAAAGUGAGCUUGCCAACUUCGGGCCACGGAUCAACGACAUCAAGAGGAUCAUCACGUCCCGCGAGAAGGAGAUCACAGACCUGAGGGACCGCAUGAACCUGGUGGAAGACGAGGUGUUCGUGGAGUUCUGCAAGGAGAUCGGCGUGAGGAACAUCCGAGAGUUCGAGGAGGAGAAGGUGAAGAGGCAGAACGAGAUUGCCAAGAAGCGGCUGGAGUUUGAGACCCAGAAGACUCGACUGGGGAUCCAGGUGGACUACGAGAAGAACCAGCUGAAGGAGGACCAGGAGAAGGUGAUGAUGUGGGAGCAGACCGUCAAGAAGGACGAGGCCGAGAUAGAAAGGCUCAAGAAGGAGGAGCACCGGCACAUGAAGAUCAUCGACGAGACCAUGGCCCAGCUGCAGGACCUCAAGAACACCCACCUCACCAAGAAGUCAGAGGUCAACGACAAGAACCACGAGAUGGAGGAGAUCCGCAAGAAGCUUGGCGGGGCCAACAAGGAACUGACCCAGCUGCAGAAGGAGGUGACGGCCAUCGAGACAAAGCUGGAGCAGAAGCGCAGCGACCGCCACAACCUGCUGCAGGCCUGCAAGAUGCAGGACAUCAAGCUGCCCCUCCGCUCAGGGACCAUGGACGACAUCAGCCAGGGAGAGGGGAGUCAGCAGCCCGAGGAGCCCACCAACAGCAAGAUAGCCUCCAGUACGGUCCUGGCUAAAGAAGCCCUCAUUGAGAUCGACUACAGCAACCUGUCUGAGGACCUCAAGGACACCCUGUCUGAGGACGAGCUGAAGGGCGAGAUGAACACACUGCAGCAGCGGCUCAACGAGCAGCAGAGCAUCCUGCAGAGGAUCAGCGCGCCCAACAUGAAGGCCAUGGAGAAGCUGGAGAGCGUGCGCGACAAGUUCCAGGAGACCAGCGACGAGUUUGAGGCGGCGCGUAAGAGAGCCAAGAAGGCCAAGCAGGCCUUCGAGCAGAUCAAGAAGGAGCGCUACGACCGAUUCAACGCCUGCUUCGAGUCGGUGGCCACCAACAUCGACGAGAUCUACAAGGCCCUGUCGCGCAACAGCAGCGCCCAGGCUUUCCUCGGCCCGGAGAACCCAGAGGAGCCCUACCUGGACGGCAUCAACUACAAUUGCGUGGCCCCAGGGAAGAGGUUCAGGCCCAUGGACAACCUGUCUGGAGGGGAGAAGACGGUGGCCGCCCUGGCCCUGCUCUUCGCCAUCCACAGCUACAAACCUGCACCCUUCUUCGUGCUGGAUGAGAUCGACGCUGCUCUGGACAACACCAACAUCGGAAAGGUGGCCAACUACAUCAAGGACCAGUCUGUGAUGAACUUCCAGGCCGUGGUCAUCUCGCUGAAGGAGGAGUUCUACACCAAGGCCGACUCCCUCAUCGGAGUCUACCCAGAGCAAGGGGAUUGCGUCAUCAGCAAAGUCCUGACCUUUGACCUGUCCCAGUACCCUGACGCCAAUCCUAACCCCAACGAAUAGGACAACACUGCUGUUUGAGGUUUCAAUCUGCCACUGGAUUGCUCAUGUAAUCACUUAGGUAUUUGCUAGAUUGUAACGUCAUUUGUUUAAUGUUUUUAGGUUCAGUUUGUUUUGUUUUUAGCCUAUUUCUUCAGAGUGAGGGGUUGGUUUGUCGAGGACGGACUGGGGAGGGGAUGUGUACUUUUAUAGACAGUUUCAAACUGAAUGUGCAUUUAUACAAGGCUGCGCUUUAUAUGUUGACAGCGAUUGGUCCACACAAAGGCUUUCCCCCAUUGAAAGGUUGAGUACAAUAGUGGAAGUUCAAUAAUUGUAAAUCAGGUAAAUCAUGUUUGAAGCUGUUAACUAUUGUUUUUUUUAAAUCAUUAAAUGUUCAUAUUUUUAAUGCUAUUAAAAACCUGUGUUCCCUUCAGACCCUUUUAUAAUAAUCAAGCUCCUCUUUUCAAGUGUAUCAUUUGAAGCCCUGGUCAACCACCAUCUCAUGUAACUGACACGAAUCUGUACUACUUUAUCACUCCUUCUGCUUUUUAACUCCCUUUGUUUGUACUGGAUAAGAAAGAACCUUUCGGUUAACGUUCCAGUUGGAUGGAUAAUGUUUUUAACAAACCUUUUAAAACUCAUCUGCGAACAUACAGACGAGUUGAGAGUUCUCAAUGUAACCGAUAUGAGGCAGUGAACUGAAUGGGCCAAACGGUAAACAUCACUUUUAUGGAACGUCCUCUUAUGUGUCUCUUUACUAACUGUAUGGAUUUCUUUUGCUUAAUAAAUACAUUUCGAAAUAUUUUCAA